CGGAAUAAUACCAGACGCUAUGUUCCAGCAGCAAGAGGCCAGUCAUCGUCAGCCAUUCGUCGUAACUUGACGUCUCUGUACUCGACGAGGAAGAAGAAAAAAAAAGUUGAAGCUCUUCGAGCUCCUGCUCGUAUUGCACAUCCAUUUGCUGGAUUAAAGUUCUUCACAAGGACAAAUUUUCAAAGGCAAUACAGGAUUCAUUUCCCUCUACUCGCCUCUUCGAAAAACUACUAUCUACUUCCAACACGCCGCAGUUGUUUAACUAUGCAGUUCAAGUGGCUUAUCGUCCUAGCCAUUACGGCCUGUCUGCUGUUGACUGUUGAAGCUCACGAAAAAAAGCGCAAAGUUACCAAAAAGGUUAAGAAGAUUGUGGACGGCAAAGAAGAGAAACCCGUUGAACAGUUGGACAUUCAAGACGCCAUCGAUGUUUUGCUUGAUGACGAAGUGGCCCUGAAGGAUAACCUUUGCGCCAAGAAACAUUGCGGCGCUGGAAAGGAGUGCCGCGUCAACGAAAAUGGUGUCGCCGAAUGUGUCUGCAUGGAUCACUGCCCCGAGGAGAAGGAUCCACGUCGCAUGAUUUGCAGCAAUCAAAAUGAAACAUGGAAUUCCGAUUGCGAACUCUACCGUAUGCGUUGCCUCUGCAAGUCCGGAUCGGCUGGAUGCGUCGAUCCCAAAUACGAUCACGCCCACGUCGAGUAUUUCGGUACCUGCCGUGACGUACCUCAAUGCACGCCGGAUGAGAUGGCUGAUUUCCCACGGCGGAUGCGCGAUUGGCUCUUUAACGUCAUGAGGGAUUUGGCCGAUCGUCACGACUUGAGUCCCCAUUUCCUCAAAUUGGAACGUGAAGCCGAAAAGGAUAACAGCCGUAGGUGGGCCAAUGCCGCCAUUUGGAAGUUCUGCGACUUGGAUGGCCAUCCCCAUGACAGGAAAGUGUCCCGCCAUGAAUUGUUCCCCAUUCGGGCCCCUCUUCUCGCUUUAGAGCAUUGCAUCCAGCCCUUCCUGGACGGCUGUGACGCAGACAACGAUCAUUUUAUCACGCUCCAAGAGUGGGGGAAAUGUCUGGAACUCACAGAGGAGGAGAUUGAAGACAAAUGCGAUGACGUCAGAGAUGAAAAUAGCUUGUAAAACAUUUUGUUUUACCAAGGGUCGCUACUUAAUUCUUACUAAUUUCUAUUGAUGUUUUUUUUUAAUUAAUGCUUUAAAAAAAAAAAAGACAAAUUUCCAGUGAAAUUCAAAGUUGCCUUGUUUUACAACAACCCCUGAAUAAAACUAUGAUAAACAAAUACCUGUGCAUGUUCUCAAACGCAUGGAACUGGUAUUCGUUUUUUUUCUCUCUUAAA
Daphnia magna is the source of this 1340-nucleotide messenger RNA. RefSeq names its product SPARC (gene SPARC). NCBI's taxonomy places the organism in Eukaryota, Metazoa, Arthropoda, Branchiopoda, Diplostraca, Daphniidae. Bases 265 to 1125 code for a protein of 286 amino acids. Gene Ontology annotation, biological process: anatomical structure development. The record is from RefSeq and is a predicted model, not a curated record. The transcript has 8 exons. Gene Ontology annotation, molecular function: calcium ion binding; protein binding; extracellular matrix binding.